AUGGCUCCCAAGGCCCAGAAGUUCGAGAUCAAGACCCCUAAGGGAACCAGAGAUUGGUCCGGUGAGGACAUGGUCCUCAGGGAGAAGAUCUUCAAGACUAUCACCGACGUUUUCAAACGCCACGGCGGCGUCACUAUUGACACUCCUGUCUUUGAGCUGAAGGGCAAAUAUGGCGAGGACAGCAAGCUCAUUUACGACCUGGCCGAUCAGGGCGGCGAGCUGUGCAGUCUGCGAUAUGACCUCACGGUUCCCUUCGCUCGGUAUCUUGCCAUGAACAAGGAUAUCUCCCAGAUCAAGCGGUACCACAUCGCUAAGGUGUACCGUCGCGAUCAACCGGCCGUGAAAAAGGGUCGGAUGAGAGAGUUCUACCAAUGCGACUUUGAUAUUGCUGGCGUCUAUGACCCAAUGAUUCCAGAUGCUGAGAUUAUCAGGAUCGCCAACGAAGUGUUCGAUGCCCUUGGUUUCAAGGGGAAGUACACUAUCAAGCUCAACUCACGCAAGAUUCUCGACGGACUCUUCCAGGUCUGCGGUGUGCCCGACAACCUCAUCCGGCCGAUCUCGUCCGCUGUUGACAAGCUGGACAAGAUGCCAUGGGAGGACGUCAGGAAAGAGAUGGUCGAUGAGAAGGGUCUGGCUCCGGAAGUCGCUGACAGGAUUGGCCAGUAUGUUGUGCUGAAGGGGCAACGGGAUCUCCUGGAGAAGCUGAAGCAGGACCCCGAGCUUUCGGCAAACCCGUCGAUGCAGCAAGGCUUUGCAGACCUGGAGCUGCUUUUCACCUACCUUGAGGCUUUCGACGCCCUGCACACUGUAUCCUUUGAUCUCUCCCUUGCAAGAGGUUUGGACUACUACACGGGUGUCAUUUAUGAGGUUGUAACCGAGGGCUCUGCGCCUAGCGUUGCGGCUACGAAAGAGAACAAGGAGAAGGUGGCCAAGAAGAAGGGCGGCAAGUCGGGCGACCCUGAUGAGGACCGCUCUGAUGACCCGACCGUUGGCAUCGGCUCUAUUGCGGCUGGUGGCAGGUACGACAACCUCGUCGGCAUGUUUUCUGGAAAGACCCAGGUUCCCUGCGUUGGCAUCAGCUUUGGCGUCGACCGUAUCUUCUCCAUUAUUAAGGCCUCCCAGACCAAGAAGAGCAGGAAGAACGAGGUCGAUGUGUUCGUCAUGGCGUUUGGUGGCGGCAAGGACUUCACUGGUCUCCUGAAGGAGAGGAGUCAGAUCUGUGCCCGGCUCUGGGAUGCUGGCAUUAAGGCUGAGUUCCUUUACAAGGUGAAGCCCAAGCUACAGGCACAGUUCAAGGCAGCCGAGGAUGGUGGUGUGCCGUUUGCUUUGAUCUUGGGUGAGGAUGAACUUGCCCAGGGUAAGGUCAAGAUUAAGGAGAUGGGUCUUCCUGCCGGUCACCCACUGAAGGAGGGCGAGCUCAUUAGCCUUGACAACCUCGUCGAGGAGGUCAAGCUCCGGAUCACGAGGAAACAGCAGGCCGACCAGCUUGCAGAGCAGGCUGACCAGCUCAAGCUUGUCGACGGUGUUGAGAAGGACAAUAACGAAGCCCAAGCUUCUGCAUAA
Thermochaetoides thermophila DSM 1495 is the source of this 1563-nucleotide messenger RNA. Its product is annotated as histidyl-tRNA synthetase-like protein. Lineage: Eukaryota; Fungi; Ascomycota; Sordariomycetes; Sordariales; Chaetomiaceae. Gene Ontology annotation, cellular component: mitochondrion; cytoplasm. Bases 1 to 1563 code for a protein of 520 amino acids. The record is from RefSeq and is a predicted model, not a curated record. Gene Ontology annotation, biological process: mitochondrial translation; histidyl-tRNA aminoacylation. The transcript has 14 exons. Gene Ontology annotation, molecular function: ATP binding; histidine-tRNA ligase activity.